Kluyveromyces marxianus DMKU3-1042 is the source of this 393-nucleotide messenger RNA. It is a transcript of the gene SRX1, whose product is annotated as sulfiredoxin. Gene Ontology annotation, cellular component: cytoplasm. Gene Ontology annotation, molecular function: sulfiredoxin activity. Gene Ontology annotation, biological process: cellular response to oxidative stress. The transcript has a single exon. The record is from RefSeq and is a predicted model, not a curated record. The coding region runs from base 1 to 393 and encodes 130 amino acids. NCBI's taxonomy places the organism in Eukaryota, Fungi, Ascomycota, Saccharomycetes, Saccharomycetales, Saccharomycetaceae.
AUGUCCAUGCAAACAAGCUUAUGCAAAGAAAAGAGCAUUCCAUUGAGCCAGAUCGUUCGGCCCAUCCAGCCCGUGCUUGACCACGACAAGAUCGCGGCAAUGGUCUCGACUUUCAAGGGCACGGCCCGCGGCUCGGCAACGCUCAGCGAGGCCGAAGCCGCCGAGCGCGUGCGCACUUUACCGGCCAGCGAGCGGCUACCACCGGUAGACGUUGCCGCCGUGCGGUACCCGGACACCGGCGAAACGCGGUAUUUCGCCUUCGGCGGCUGCCACCGCCUGCAGGCGUACGACCGACUAGCAGCCGAGUCGCCCGACCACGACGUCGCAGUGCGCUGCCGCUUGAUGCCAAUGACUCCGAAACAGUUGAAACUAUACAUUGGCGGGUCCGCGUAG